Leishmania mexicana MHOM/GT/2001/U1103 is the source of this 2925-nucleotide messenger RNA. RefSeq lists its product as hypothetical. NCBI's taxonomy places the organism in Eukaryota, Euglenozoa, Kinetoplastea, Trypanosomatida, Trypanosomatidae. The record is from RefSeq and is a predicted model, not a curated record. The coding region runs from base 1 to 2925 and encodes 974 amino acids. Gene Ontology annotation, molecular function: calcium ion binding. The transcript has a single exon.
AUGACUUCCACGGUAUCGUCGUUCGACACGGUGAUGCGCAAGGCCCGCGCACAGGUGGGGAAGCGGCGCAUCUUUCUGAAAUCCUUCUUCGCCGACUUCGACCGACUGCACUGCGGCCGUAUCACAGCCGCGCAGUUUGCCCGUGUCCUGAUGAACAACGAUGUGCACCUCUCUCCAGACGAGAUGCGUGUGCUGUCGCGCAGCUUCGCACCUGCCGCUGCGGCUGAAACUGCGGCAGCUGCCGCCAGAGCUGCCGCGGAUGCGUCGGGCAGCGACAACACAGAGGUGCUCUAUGAGAACUUCCUCGCCGCUCUGGAGGCGGGACCCGGCAGCAGCGCUUCUGUUCGCCGCUCCACUCCAAGUACCCCCCUCACACCGGCUGAGGAGGCCCGUCUGAGCCCGUUCAGAACGAUGCUGCAGCAGGCUAUUCGGGCACAUGGCACCUCGCUGACGGCCCCGCUCCGCGACUUGGACCCUCGUCACACUGGCCGCGUCACUGUCGCGCAGUUCCGUCGCUGUCUCCCAUUCUCCACCUCCCUCACGGAGGAGGCGAUGGACCUGCUCGCGAAGCAGUACAGCGACGGCCACGGGGGGGUGUACUACAUGGCGUGGUGCCGCGCCAUGGAUCCGUCCCUCAACGGACAGGCGAACGGCGAGAGCACGCUCACGGCAGCCGGCUCCGGACGGCUGUGCGCCAUUGACAAGGAUCAGUCGAGCCAGUGGAAGACGGGCUCCGUUUCGUCGCUCGUGUGCCCCGACUCCUUCACCAACCCACGACUCUCGGCUGAGGAGUUGGUUGCCGUGUUUCGCCAACAGUGUGCUCUGUACCGGCUGCGCUACGAGGACGCCUUCGCCGACUACGACAAGAUGAAGACGGGCAAGGUUACAGCGGCGCAGUUCGAGUCCGUGCUGGGCCGCAUGCCUCUCGUGCACUUUGCGCUGCGGCCGGAGAACAUCGACACCCUUGCCCGCGCGUACAUCAGCGGCGACAACAGCGUGUCUGUGAACGGCACGCCGAGCGGACCGGUGGUGGAGUAUCGUGCGUUUCUCCGUGAUAUUCAUCCCUCGCAGGCGCUGGAGACGGCGGCGGAUGGCAGCGCGGUCCCGACCAACUUCUUCGCCACCGCCCACGCCGCUGACACCUACUUGACGAGCACCGACGACCAACGGAAGGCCGAAGUGCUUCUCUCGCAGCUGCGUGCUCUCGUGCAGUCCAACCGGAUUUGCCUGAGCCCCGUGCUCCGCGACUUCGACCGGGUGCGGAAGGGCAUCUACGAGCAUCGCACCUGCACCCGCACCCGCUUCGCGCGCGGUCUUGCGACGCAGAACAUCAUGCUGCCGCCUGAGCAGCUUCAGCUUCUGAUCCGCAAGUACACAGUGCCAAACCCGGACGGGUCACCGAGCAGCGAGGUGAACUACUACCUGUUCGUCCAGGACGUCGAUCCGUCGCAGGCGAGCGGCGGCAAAAGCGCCGGUAGUGAUGGCGUGCGUAGCACCACUGGCCUCGUUGGGCCCUCGUCUACCAGCGCCGCAUCUACCACAGUCGCAGCCGUCGCACCGUUGACGUCGCUCACGAAGGAGAGCGUGCUGGCAAGCGUGGCGCUGCAGGUUGUGGAGCGCCGCCUGCACGUGUCUGCCUUCUUUGCAGAUGCCGACCCUCUUCACAGCGGCACCGUACCGAAGGAUCGUCUAGGCAUCGCGCUGGGGCAGGCCGGUAUGCAGCUGCUACCGGAGGCGCUGGCAGCACUGCAGAGCGCGUUUGCGUCGACGCACAUCCGCGAUAGCGUGGAUACACAGAAGCUGGUGACGGAAGUCGAGGCAGCCGUCGCGGCACUGCGUGCCAGCCGCGCGGCGGAGAAGACCGGUGGCGCAGGUGGCGAAGGCACUGCCCAGGAUGCUGAGCGCGCGGCGCAGGUGGCAGCUAUGCUGAGCCGCGUGCGUCACAACGUCCGCGUGCACAACGCGCUACUGAUGCCCUUCUUCGCAGACUUUGAUCGCCACCACCGCGGCGUCAUCACCCCGAUCCAGUUCGCGCAGGCCUGUGUGCGGCACCACUUGCCCUUGACCCAAACGGAGAUCGACACACUGGCAUCGUGGUACAGCGCUGGCGACGCGGUGUCGCCUGGCACGGGCGGUGUGCGCUACCUCACCUUUGUGCGAGACGUCGGCUGCGAGGAGGAGUCGGUGCAGUACGCGUUGGCGCAGAAGGCCAGCGCGGCAGGCAGCACGGUGAGCACGGACUUGUCGGCGUCUGCCCGCAAGGCUGUCGAGGCGGCGGCUGACGUGGAUGAGGUGCUGACCGGCAUUUGUGUUUUUCUACAGGAGCGGCGGCCGUGCCUGUCCGAGUUCUUUCCUGACGGCGAUGAGCUUCGACACCACCACGUGACGCCGUCGCGGUUCCGCCACUGCAUAACGAUGCUGGGACUUACCGACAUGACGGAGGCGCAGCUUAGAGCGCUGGAGGGCGCCUUUGCAUCAGCCAAGUGUCCUGGCGACAUCGACUACCCGGCCUUUGUUUGCACAGUACGGGCCAUGCUAGCCGACGGCGCAGGCGCGGCCGCCGUGUCGCAGCGUCGGCUGCAGGGGCCUGCAUCUUCUGGCCGCAGCAACGGUGAUGUGACGGGAGACGCCGCCACACAGAUGACCGCCGCGCAGGCCUUUGCGGCCGCCACGCUCAAGCACAUUCAGCGCACCCUCAAGGCACGCCGCACGGCCACCAUCGCUGCCUUCCGCGAGUACGACCGUGCGCGCAAGGGCUACGUUACCGAGGGCCAGUUCUUUGCCUGCUUGCAGGCGCUCGGCGUGCCGCUGAAGCCGGACGAGGCGGCAGCGCUGCUGCAGCUUUACGCGGUAGGCAAUGGGCAGGUGCACUACCUGGCCUUUGCGCACGAGGUGGACGAUGAGUCACUCAUCGCCGUGAGCUAG